AGAAUCCCACAUUCACUGAUACACAUACUCCAUCCAGAGGUUAGCAGAUCCGAUGCUGCUCACAAAGUAGAGAAACGGUUAGAAUGGGAUUCUGGGAACCAAUCUUAGGAACGGCAUCUUCCUUCCAUUCAAUUUAACGCUAACUCUUAAAAAUCUAUCUCCCUCACAACUCUUGAACGAAGAUUCAUUCAAAAACUAUCGAAAACGAAGCCUUCUCUUCAGGGAGUCGUGAUAUGCUGGUUUAGGUUUUUGGUUUUUUGUUAUUAAGGGUUUUCUACUGGAAUAGAGAUGUCGUUUGAUCUUCUUUUGAAGCCGACAUGCAGUGGCUGUGGUUCAACGAAUGAUCUUUAUGGGAGUAACUGUAAGCAUAUGACUCUCUGCUUGUCCUGUGGAAAAGCAAUGGCGGAGAAUCGUGGGAAAUGUAUCGAAUGUGGCGUUACAUUGACACGAUUAAUUCGGGAGUAUAAUGUUCGGGCUAGUUCUGCAAGUGAUAAAAAUUACUUCAUUGCUAGAUUUAUCACAGGGGUUCCCAAUUUUUCAAAGAAGAAAAAUGCUGAUAAUAAAUGGUCUCUCCAAAAAGAAGGACUUCAAGGGCGCCAAGUUACAGAUGCUUUACGGGAGAAGUACAAGAAUAAGCCUUGGCUUUUGGAGGAUGAGACUGGCCAAUUUCAGUAUCAUGGCCAGCUUGAGGGUGCAAACUCCACAAUUUAUUAUCUGCUCAUGUUGCAAGGAAAGGAGUUUGUUGCUAUUCCUGCUGGUUCUUGGUACAACUUUAACAAAGUUGCUCAAUACAAACAACUUACCUUGGAAGAAGCUGAAGAGAAGAUGAAAAAUAGGAGGAAAACUGCAGAUGGAUACCAAAGGUGGAUGAUGAAAGCAGCAAAUAAUGGACCUGCUGCCUUUGGUGAAGGGGAAAAAUUUGAUGACAAGGAAGGUGGUGGGGCUACUGGACGGGGGCGUAGGAAACCAUCUGGUGAGGAGGAUGAAGGAAAUGUCUCGGACAAGGGAGAGGAGGAUGAGGAAGAAGAGGAGGCAAGGAAAAAUAGACUUGGACUUGGCAAAAAAGGUGGUGAUGAUGAUGAAGAAGGUCUUAGAGGAGGUGAU
Messenger RNA from Macadamia integrifolia, 1104 nucleotides. Its product is annotated as transcription initiation factor IIF subunit alpha-like. Lineage: Eukaryota; Viridiplantae; Streptophyta; Magnoliopsida; Proteales; Proteaceae. Gene Ontology annotation, biological process: transcription initiation at RNA polymerase II promoter; positive regulation of transcription elongation by RNA polymerase II. Gene Ontology annotation, molecular function: DNA binding; RNA polymerase II general transcription initiation factor activity; TFIIF-class transcription factor complex binding. Gene Ontology annotation, cellular component: nucleus; transcription factor TFIIF complex. The record is from RefSeq and is a predicted model, not a curated record. The annotation marks the transcript as partial. The transcript has 5 exons.